This is a messenger RNA of Homo sapiens (human), 758 nucleotides long. RefSeq names its product phospholipase A and acyltransferase 4 (gene PLAAT4). Gene Ontology annotation, molecular function: glycerophospholipid phospholipase A1 activity; acyltransferase activity, transferring groups other than amino-acyl groups; A2-type glycerophospholipase activity. Gene Ontology annotation, cellular component: membrane. The transcript is spliced from 4 exons. The coding region runs from base 62 to 556 and encodes 164 amino acids. The record is from RefSeq and is marked validated. Gene Ontology annotation, biological process: N-acylphosphatidylethanolamine metabolic process. Lineage: Eukaryota; Metazoa; Chordata; Mammalia; Primates; Hominidae.
CCUUCAGCAUAAAAGCUGAUCCACAAACAAGAGGAGCACCAGACCUCCUCUUGGCUUCGAGAUGGCUUCGCCACACCAAGAGCCCAAACCUGGAGACCUGAUUGAGAUUUUCCGCCUUGGCUAUGAGCACUGGGCCCUGUAUAUAGGAGAUGGCUACGUGAUCCAUCUGGCUCCUCCAAGUGAGUACCCCGGGGCUGGCUCCUCCAGUGUCUUCUCAGUCCUGAGCAACAGUGCAGAGGUGAAACGGGAGCGCCUGGAAGAUGUGGUGGGAGGCUGUUGCUAUCGGGUCAACAACAGCUUGGACCAUGAGUACCAACCACGGCCCGUGGAGGUGAUCAUCAGUUCUGCGAAGGAGAUGGUUGGUCAGAAGAUGAAGUACAGUAUUGUGAGCAGGAACUGUGAGCACUUUGUCACCCAGCUGAGAUAUGGCAAGUCCCGCUGUAAACAGGUGGAAAAGGCCAAGGUUGAAGUCGGUGUGGCCACGGCGCUUGGAAUCCUGGUUGUUGCUGGAUGCUCUUUUGCGAUUAGGAGAUACCAAAAAAAAGCGACAGCCUGAAGCAGCCACAAAAUCCUGUGUUAGAAGCAGCUGUGGGGGUCCCAGUGGAGAUGAGCCUCCCCCAUGCCUCCAGCAGCCUGACCCUCGUGCCCUGUCUCAGGCGUUCUCUAGAUCCUUUCCUCUGUUUCCCUCUCUCGCUGGCAAAAGUAUGAUCUAAUUGAAACAAGACUGAAGGAUCAAUAAACAGCCAUCUGCCCCUUCA